This is a messenger RNA of Aspergillus thermomutatus, 1296 nucleotides long. RefSeq names its product putative copper-activated transcription factor GRISEA (gene mac1). Lineage: Eukaryota; Fungi; Ascomycota; Eurotiomycetes; Eurotiales; Aspergillaceae. The record is from RefSeq and is a predicted model, not a curated record. Bases 1 to 1296 code for a protein of 431 amino acids. The transcript has a single exon.
AUGACCUCGCAACUACCGUCCACCGGUGAUAGCCAGCAGCUCGAGAGAAGGGCCAGUACUUUCCAACCAUCCCCGGAGAACUUCGCCAGUGGUUUCACUUCUAUGUCUGGAUUUGAGAACAGGCACGGCGAGAAUGGAGUCUUUAGCCACCUGCCGCCAUAUUCACCAUAUGACGCAGGCCUUGGUAUUGCUAGCAACUCGAGCGGCGCUACAAACUCAGGAAUCGUCACUCCGCCUACCUUUCUGGCUCAGCAGACAUUCGAUGAUGUCCAGAGUUCAAAGCCUCAAAAGAAGAGCUGCUGUUCUGCGAAGGCGCCAGCAACCGUUCCCACGCCGACGCAAAGUUCUUGUUGCCAAAAGAAUGACUCGCCUAUGGAUUCGCAGACUGCAUCAUAUCCGUCGUACUCGGAUCGCGCGAUGUAUACACCAAUUUCGACUCCUCAGAUCUCAUCCUGGCAGGAUUUCUACACAGCUGGCCAGACUAACAACUCGUCGCAUUACACUUUACAGAAUCAGGCCCUCGGACAGCCCAGGGUCAUGCCGAACUACAUGCCUCAAGCGACACUAGACUACUCAAAGCCGAGUUUCCCGCAGCAUAAUGUCUCCAACGGCAAUGGCUUCUUCCAGGGCACCUUAUCACAGCCAACGCCCAGUCAGACGCAGACUCAUGAUCCCCCACAUGCAACUUUUAACGGAGAUUCGAAGCACGACUGCGACUGUGGAGACAAUUGUCAGUGUCUAGGAUGCGCCACCCAUCCUUUUAAUAGCACUACGAGACAGCAUGUUCAAGAGAUGGGUCUCUUAGUCACGCUUGAUGGUGAGGAAUCGAGUUUCGAGCGUUCGAAUGGCUACCGGAACUUGCAAUCAAAUGGCAACCCUGAUGCCACUCGGUUCAACUACAACUUCGCCAAUUUCAGCCACUUCGGCCAUGAAAAUCACUCAGGGCCCAUGCACGAAAACACGGACAACACCAGUCCAAAUGGCGGCUCGCCUUCUACAGAGUACACCUCAGAACAACAUCUGAUGGUACCCUCCGAAUAUUACACCAUCGAAUAUCCCGUGCAACUCCCGAGUGCUUGCUCCGAUGUGACCGGCAGUUGCCUCUGCGGCAACGAUUGUAGCUGCGUUGGCUGUCUCACGCAUAACGGUCACAAUGGCUUUGCGGUCGAGCCCUCGACGAUGGAGAACAACCAUUUGUCCCAAUCGAGUCCUUCUGCAGAGCAUAAGGGCGUCGGCUCGCCGCACGUACCCGGGCUCGAACACGCCACCGUUCAAUCCCCGAACCCGAUGCUCUAG